Molecule: messenger RNA, 4113 nt
Organism: Miscanthus lutarioriparius
Lineage: Eukaryota; Viridiplantae; Streptophyta; Magnoliopsida; Poales; Poaceae
Source: the annotation of a GenBank genome assembly
AUGGCCUUGUCGCUGCAAUGGCCCCUCCAACUCCCGCUCCAGCUCCAGGCGCGGCCUCCCGCCGUUACCGCGGGCCAUCACUGGCGCCGCCACCGACUCCUCCCCGUCUGCCGCUCCCUGCCGCUCCUCCGAGCUCGCUGUUGUGCCAGCGCCGCCGCUGCGGCCGACACGGGGAAGGCGCAGGCGGCGGCGAGGAGGGCGUACCCGUUCGACGAGGUCGAGCCGAGGUGGCAGCGGCACUGGGAGGAGCACCGCACGUUCCGCACCCCGGACAUCGGCGAGGGGCUCGACACCUCAAAGCCCAAGUGCUACAUCCUCGACAUGUUCCCUUACCCCAGGCAAGGUGCCCUCUGGCCAUCUAAUUUGCACCGCGCUGAUUUCGGGGCUGGGCUGCAUGUUGGGCACCCCCUUGGAUACACGGCAACUGACAUUCUGUCAAGAUUCAAGCGCAUGAAAGGCUUCAACGUUUUGCACCCAAUGGGAUGGGAUGCAUUUGGUCUUCCUGCUGAGCAGUACGCUAUUGAGACGGGAACCCACCCUAAGAUUACCACUGAAAGGAACAUUGGGCGCUUCACACACAGGCUGGCAUUGAUAUCUUGCAAUCAGGCCGAGGUACCGGUCAAUUGGUGCCCUGCUCUUGGAACUGUCCUGGCGAAUGAAGAAGUUGUAGAUGGUGUGAGUGAACGUGGUGGUUAUCCUGUUAUACGAAAGCCAAUGCGCCAGUGGAUGCUGAGGAUAACAUCUUAUGCUGAUCGUCUUCUUGAAGAUUUGAAUGAUCUUGAUUGGCCUGAGAGUAUCAAAGAAAUGCAAAGAAACUGGAUAGGGAGAUCAAAAGGUGCUGAGCUUGUUUUUUCUGCAGUUGACCAGGAAGGACAUGACCUAGGUGCCACUUUGUUGGUUUACACAACAAGGCCUGACACAAUUUUUGGUGCAACAUAUCUUGUUGUGGCACCUGAGCAUGUUUUACUGUCAUCUCUAACAUCUGAGGAACAACGAGCACAUGUAGAGGAAUACAGGGAUCUUUCAGCAAGAAAGAGUGAACUAGAAAGAACUGAUCUUCAGAAGGAAAAAACUGGGGUUUUCAGUGGUUCUUAUGCUAAGAACCCAGCAACCGGGGAAAUCAUUCCAAUAUGGGUGGCAGAUUAUGUUCUAGGAAGCUAUGGCACUGGGGCUAUCAUGGCAGUGCCUGCACAUGAUUCUCGUGACCAUGAAUUUGCCGUGAAAUAUGAACUUCCAAUCAUUAAGGUUGUAAGUCCACCGAAUGGUAAUUGUGAUCCAGUGGAGUCAUAUGAAGAUGAUGGCAUCAUGAUUAAUUCAUCUAGUUCUUCAUCUGGAUUGAGUAUUAACGGAAUGCUUUCCCAAGAUGCUGCUAAGAAGGUUAUUGAGUGGGUAGAGAGUAAUGGUUUUGGAAAGAAAAAGGUUAACUACAAGCUUCGAGAUUGGCUUUUUGCCAGACAGCGCUAUUGGGGUGAACCUUUUCCUGUGAGCUACCUUGAUGAUACCAAUGAAAUGGUUCCUCUUUCAGAAGAUGAGUUGCCCUUAACUCUUCCUGAAUUGGAUGAUUUUACUCCGACUGGUACUGGGGAGCCACCUUUGACUAAAGCAACGAAUUGGGUUAGAACCAUGGAUCCUUUAUCUGGGAAGCCCGCAAGAAGAGAAACAAGCACCAUGCCACAAUGGGCUGGAUCUUGCUGGUACUAUUUGAGGUUCAUGGAUCCCAAAAACUGCAGUAUAUUGGUUGACAAGGCUAAAGAAAGGUAUUGGGGUCCAGUUGACAUCUACGUUGGUGGUGCUGAACAUUCUGUCUUGCACUUGCUUUAUGCAAGAUUUUGGCACAAGGUUCUUUAUGACAUGGGUGUAGUCUCCACUAAAGAGCCUUUCAAGUGCCUGAUAAAUCAAGGAUUGAUACUAGGAGAAGUUGAGUAUACUGCAUAUAGAGACAAUGAAGGCAGAUGGGUUUCUGCAGACUCAGACUCAAGUUUGAUUGAUUGCUACCAAGAAAAAGUAGCUGCAGAUAAGGUUACAAAAGUUGGAGAUCAGUAUGUUCUGAAGGAUGAUCCAAACAUUCGUUUGAAUGCUCGUGCCUACAAGAUGAGUAAAAGUCGAGGGAAUGUCAUCAACCCUGAUGAUGUUGUUUCAGAAUAUGGUGCUGAUUCUCUUCGCUUGUACGAAAUGUUCAUGGGGCCAUUGAGAGAUUCAAAGACAUGGAGCACUGGGGGAAUCGAAGGUGUGCACCGGUUCCUUGGAAGAACAUGGAGACUCAUAGUUGGUCCACAAUUACCUGAUGGAUCAUAUAAUGAUGGAACCACGACUACUGAAGAUGAACCAACCUUGGAUCAGCUUCGAGUUCUUCACAAAUGUAUUGCAAGGGUCGCGGAGGAAAUUCAGGAAACAAGAUUUAACACUGCAAUAUCUGCAAUGAUGGAGUUUGUGAAUGCUGCAUACAAGUGGGAAACCCAGCCAAAAACUGUUAUUGAAUCCUUUGUUCUGCUGCUUUCACCCUUCGCACCACACUUGGCUGAGGAGCUUUGGUUUCGCCUCGGACAUCCACAAUCAUUGGCCUAUGAACAGUUUCCAGAGGCAAAAAGUGAGUACCUGGAGGAAUCAAAGCUUGUACUCCCUGUCCAAAUCAAUGGAAAGACCAGGGGUACAAUCCUUGUUGACAAAGCGUGCUCUGAGGAUGAUGUUUUCCAAAUUGCAGCCUCAGAUGAGAAACUCUCCAAAUAUUUUGAUGGAAAAGGCAUCAGGAAGAGAAUUUAUGUGCCUGGAAGGAUCUUGAAUAUGAAGGUUUUAGCAUUACAAGAUGGCAUGCGAGAAGAAAAGUUUUACUGUCAGGUUUGGAUUGGUGCUUCUUGCAGGAUGCAUUCUUGUGCCGAUGUCACUUGCCACAAUGUUCCGGCAUUCCGCGGUUCCUCUGCAAACAUUGAGAGCUUGUUGUUUUCAGUAGGUCCGGCUACUUCAGUAAUGUGGGGAGAGGAAAGAUUAGGCUCUCAUCAUUACGGUAGAAACAAAGGGCCCGUGCUGUGCGACUUUUCGAGCUCGAGAUCCGACGUGUGCGAGCUGAAAGGCGACGUCCGCGUCCUCCCCAACGCCACCAUCGUCGUCCGCCAUCCGUGGGCGAGGCGUCAAUCAUGGAAGAUGAAGCCGCACGGCAGGAAGAACGACCGGCACGCGCUCGCCCGCGUCACUGAGGUGACGGUGGCGUCGUCGCAUCACACCGCCGGCGCUGCUCCCCGAUGCACGGCCAUCCACACCGCCCCGGCGGUCGUAUUCUCUGUCGGCGGCUACGCGGGGAACAUGUUCCACGACCUGACGGACGUGCUCGUCCCGCUGUUCAUCACCACGCGCCGGUUCGGCGGCGACGUGCACCUCCUCGUCAGCAACGCCCAGCCAUGGUGGCUCGACAAGUUCCGGCCUCUGCUCGUUGGAUUCUCCCGGCACGCAGUAGUGGACAUGGGCAGGGGAAGCAGGGGCGUGCUCUGCUACCCCCACGUGAUCCUAGGCCUCGAGUUCCACAAGGAGAUGAGCGUGGACGCCGCGAGGACCGCCGUGGAGUACUCCAUGGCCGACUUCACCUUCCUCGCCCGACGAUCCUACGGCCUGACUCGGGACACGGCCAUCCGUCUCAGCGACGGCAACCGUUCCUCCGCCGUCCGCCCCAGGCUGCUCCUCAUCUCCCGGAAGUCGACCCGGGCGUUCACCAACGCCGGCGCCAUCGCGCGGGCCGCCGCCGCGCUCGGGUUCGAGGUGGUGGUGGGCGAGCCGGCGCGGCACGCGGACCUGCCGUCGUUCGCGCGGGUGGUGAACUCGUGCGACGUGCUGGUGGUGCCGCUGGGCGGGCUGGACGCGAUGGCCACGGAGGAGUUCGGCGCGCCCGCGCGCGACGCGGGGCUCAGGUACGUGCACUACGGCAUCUCCGUGGAGGAGAGCACGCUGGCGAGGCAGUACCCGCGCGACCACCGCGUGCUGAGGGACCCCGCGGCGGUGAGAAGGGAGGGGUGGAUGGCGCUGCGGGCGGCGUACCUGGUGGGCCAGAACGUGACGAUCGAUGUCCACCGGUUCAGUGGCGCCUUGCGCCGCGCCAUGGAGCUUCUCCGCCAGACCCACGAGUGA